GACCGUCAUGGCGGCGAAUCGUGGAUUUAAAGAGCUUGCGCCUAUAAAAAAUUGUUGAAUCAACAAUUAUGAGCGCUCGUGAUCGAAACUACAACAGCGCCGCUCGAGAGGAACCCUCUUUCCCGACACUUUUACGGACGUGCCCGAUCGCCGAGAUUGCACUCCUUACCUAUAGUCUCCUUGGUUCGAACGACCGCUCUAAGUAACGCCAUCAGCGCGCCACACGGUAACGCCACGCUGUAACGCAAAGAACGCAGACAUAUAGUCCGGCAACUUUUCUAGCGCCACGUUUGGCUAUCGGGGAUUUUUGUUUUUUAAUCUUCUACCAAAAUGCUGAAGGGCAUUGUUACUCUUGUGACUGGAGGUGCUUCCGGCCUGGGCCGAGGCACUGUGGAAAGAUUCGUAAAACACGGUGCAAAAGUUGUUAUCGCCGAUUUGCCCACCUCUCAGGGAAACUCCAUUGCCAACGAACUUGGAGAAGCAAACGCUAUAUUUGCUCCCGUAGAUGUGACCUCGGAAUCGGAUGUGACCGCAGCACUGGAAAUGGUAAAGAAUAAAUUUGGGAAAUUGGACGUGGUUGUGAACGCGGCUGGAGUCGCGGUAGCGUUUAAAACUUACAAUUUCAACAAGAAGAGAGCACACUCAUUGGAGGAUUUCGCCCGAGUGUUGACGGUCAAUACGGUGGGAACGUUCAACGUGAUAAGAUUGUCGGUUGGGCUGAUAGGAGAGAACGAGCCGAAUGUGGACGGUCAGCGAGGAGUGGUGAUUAACACGGCAAGUGUGGCAGCAUACGACGGUCAGAUAGGUCAAGCAGCAUAUUCGGCAUCGAAGGGGGCGAUUGUCGGAAUGACGUUGCCAUUGGCACGUGACCUUUCAACGCACGGUAUCAGAGUAGUUACGAUUGCACCGGGUCUUUUCGACACACCGUUAUUGGGUUCGUUACCCCCGAAGGUCCGAUCAUUCCUGUGCAAAUCAGUACCAUUUCCGCAAAGACUCGGCAGUCCGGACGAGUACGCCCAGCUCGUUCAAUCGAUCGUCGAGAAUCCGCUGUUGAACGGCGAGACGAUCCGACUGGACGGUGCUCUCCGUAUGCAGCCUUGAAAACUCCUAUGAAUCCGGUACUACCAUUUUUAUAUGCAUUUUUACGGACUCCAUCAGAUUACGAAUGAGUUAUCAGUAAUAAAAAACGAAUUUUUUUCACACGCAA
Venturia canescens is the source of this 1207-nucleotide messenger RNA. RefSeq names its product scully (gene scu). NCBI's taxonomy places the organism in Eukaryota, Metazoa, Arthropoda, Insecta, Hymenoptera, Ichneumonidae. The transcript has 3 exons. Gene Ontology annotation, molecular function: estradiol 17-beta-dehydrogenase [NAD(P)+] activity. The record is from RefSeq and is a predicted model, not a curated record. Gene Ontology annotation, biological process: estrogen metabolic process; androgen metabolic process; fatty acid metabolic process. The coding region runs from base 331 to 1101 and encodes 256 amino acids. Gene Ontology annotation, cellular component: mitochondrion.